CUAUCCAAUUUACAGCAGCCGGAGAGAGGAGAGGACUCAGAGGAGAGUUUGGCAAUCUUAUCAUCUUAGUUAAUAUCUCAUCUUCCAAAUCGAAUUCACAUUAAAAAAAAGAAGAAGAAGAAGAAGAAAAUGGGUGUUGCCGGCGUCAGUGGUGCAGGGCUUGCACUAGGCUUUGCCGGUUCAACUCUGCCUCUUCGGACUUCAACUCGAACUCCUUCCUUCGUAAUGGCCGUUUCCAUCGACGAGAAGACCAAGAAGAAUCUCACUCUUCGCAAGUCUGAAGAAGCUUUCGCUGCUGCUAAGGAAUUGAUGCCUGGAGGUGUCAACUCCCCUGUUCGUGCCUUUAAAUCUGUGGGUGGUCAACCAAUUUUGAUUGAUUCAGUGAAGGGAUCUCGUAUGUGGGAUAUUGAUGGCAAUGAGUACAUUGAUUAUGUCGGUUCUUGGGGUCCUGCAAUUAUUGGUCAUGCUGAUGAUCAGGUGCUUGCUGCUCUGGCUGAAACAAUGAAAAAAGGAACAAGCUUUGGUGCACCUUGUCUGCUGGAAAACACUUUAGCGGAGAUGGUUAUCUCUGCGGUUCCAAGCAUUGAAAUGGUUCGAUUUGUUAAUUCAGGUACAGAAGCUUGCAUGGGUGUGCUCCGCCUGGCUCGUGCGUUCACCGGAAAUGAGAAGCUCAUCAAGUUUGAGGGCUGUUACCAUGGCCAUGCGGAUCCUUUUCUUGUUAAGGCAGGAAGUGGAGUUGCCACCUUAGGACUUCCUGAUUCCCCUGGGGUUCCUAAAGCUGCCACUUUUGAAACCCUUACAGCCCCCUACAACGACUUCUCAGCUGUUGAGAAGCUCUUUGAGGCAAACAAAGGAGAGAUAGCAGCAGUUAUCCUUGAACCUGUUGUUGGAAACUCUGGUUUCAUUACUCCUAAUGCUGAUUUUCUUAGCUUCUUGCGCAGAAUCACCAAGGAGAACAACACCCUUCUCAUCUUUGAUGAAGUCAUGACUGGAUUUCGUUUGUCAUAUGGUGGUGCUCAAGAAUAUUAUGGCAUUACUCCUGAUUUAACAACUCUAGGAAAGAUCAUUGGUGGGGGUCUGCCAGUAGGCGCUUAUGGAGGCAGGAGAGAUAUUAUGGAGAUGGUGGCGCCAGCUGGGCCUAUGUACCAGGCUGGGACUUUGAGCGGGAACCCUUUGGCCAUGACUGCUGGCAUACAGACUCUGAAGCGUAUUAAGGAGCCAGGAACUUACAAAUACUUGGACAAAAUCACAGGUGAGCUUGUUCAAGGCAUCAUUGAUGCUGGGAAGAGGGCAGGCCAUGCAAUAUGUGGUGGGCAUAUAAGUGGGAUGUUUGGGUUUUUCUUCACAGAAGGACCUGUGUACAAUUUUACAGAUGCCAAAAAGAGUGAUACGGCCAAGUUUGCUAGGUUCUACUGGGGAAUGUUAGCAGAAGGUGUCUAUUUGGCACCUUCACAGUUUGAGGCUGGGUUUACCAGCUUGGCACAUACUUCUGAUGACAUCAAAAAGACCAUAGCCGCUGCCGAGAAGGUUUUCAGGGAGAUCUGAAUGUAAAAUUUUGUCUGGUUGCUAAUUGAGUUUCUGAAAGGUCAUUGUAAUAGUUUUGUAGGUCAAUUUAGACUAUUAUAAUGGCAGUUGGUUUAAUUAUAACCUGUAUCAUUUUCGCUUCUUGUAUCUACUGCGUGUAUCAUUUUAAGCUGUAAGGCACUUGAAGGUUGUAAGCAUUUGAAUUCA
This is a messenger RNA of Gastrolobium bilobum, 1731 nucleotides long. Its product is annotated as glutamate-1-semialdehyde 2,1-aminomutase, chloroplastic. The coding region runs from base 130 to 1545 and encodes 471 amino acids. The record is from RefSeq and is a predicted model, not a curated record. Gene Ontology annotation, cellular component: chloroplast. Gene Ontology annotation, biological process: tetrapyrrole biosynthetic process. The transcript is spliced from 3 exons. Gene Ontology annotation, molecular function: transaminase activity; pyridoxal phosphate binding; glutamate-1-semialdehyde 2,1-aminomutase activity. NCBI's taxonomy places the organism in Eukaryota, Viridiplantae, Streptophyta, Magnoliopsida, Fabales, Fabaceae.